UGCCCCAGCGAGCCCAGCGCGGAGGCGCCGACGCCGGCGCCGUCCAGAUGCUCCGCGGAGGCGGUAAAGCCUCGGAGAGGCGCCGACACAGGAGCGAGAGCCUCCAGCGGCAGCAGGACCAAGCGCUGGGCAGCAGCAUCUACCUCCUGCGGCAGAUAGGCCCCACCGGCUUCCUGCUGCGGGAGGAGGAGCCGGAGAAGGGGGAUUUCCGCGUUUUGCUGGGAAACCCCCAUGAAUGCAACUGCCCCACAUUUCUGAAGAGCGGGGACCUGUGUAAGCACAUUUGCUGGGUCUUGUUGAAAAAAUUCAAGCUUCCAAGGAAUCAUGAAUCUGCUUUCCAGUUGGGCCUUGUGGAAGGAGAAAUAAAUGACUUGCUUCGUGGCGUGCAUCAGAUCCAAACCCCCCAGCGUGCAGCGGGCGAUGGGAAUGCACACGUGGACGAAGGCGGCUGUCUCAAGCAGAAGGACAUUGGCGCAGGGGACAUCUGCCCCAUCUGUCAGGAGGAGCUGCUGGAGAAGAAGCUCCCUGUCACCUUCUGCAGAUUUGGCUGCGGCAACAACGUUCACAUAAAAUGCAUGAAGAUCUUAGCGAGCUACCAGGAGAAGGCAUCGGAAGGCUCACUGCUGAAAUGCCCGCUCUGCAGGGAAGAGUUUGCGCCGUUAAAAGUCAUCUUGGAGGAAUUCAAGAACUCCAACAAACUUCUGACUCCGUCUGAGAAAGAACGCCUAGACAAGCACCUCGGGACUCCCUGCAACAACUGUAAACAGCUGCCGAUUGAGGGCACGUGCUACAGGUGCACCGAGUGUGUGGAAUACCACUUAUGCCAGGAGUGCUUCAGCAGCCGCUGCCACCCUUCCCACCCCUUCAUGUUCCGAGAGAAGAGAAACCAAAGAUGGAGAUCAGUAGAAAAAAUAUCAGAUGCUGUAAAAUAUUUAGAUGUUAAAAAUGAGGGAGAAGCAAAUAGGCCACAUUUUCAAGAAAAGCAAGAUCAGUUUUACACGCCAAAACAUGCUGUGAAGUCACUGCCUCUCCUGCUGAUUACCAAGAACAGCAAGCUGCUGGCUCCCGGGUACCAGUGCCGACUUUGUCUGAAGUCAUUUUGUCCUGGUCAGUACACACGACUGCUACCAUGUACUCACAAGUUUCACAGGAAAUGUAUUGACGAUUGGUUAUUCUACAAGGACAAUUCAUGCCCUAUUGACAGACAAGUCAUAUACAACCCGCUGAUCUGGAAAGGCACAGCUGCAGACAACGCCCAUUCGUCAAAGCAACAAGAGCCCAAUCUUUUUAUUCCUGGUACUGGAUUAGUUUUAAAACAAAAUAGAACUGGAAUUUUGCCUACCAUCCCUCAGUGUAGUUCUAAAAUUCUGACUACACCUCAAAAUCCAUCAGACUGCUACCAGAAUUUAACAAUAGAUGACCUAUGCUCUGUCAAAUUAGACAAUUCAGAUUCAAAAAAAUUAGGCUAUGGGUCUAAAGGUAGCCACCAUUUCCCCACAUAUUUUCAAGAUCCAGCCACUGGAUCAUUUGGGCAAACACCAUCUCAAACAUUUCUUCCCUCCCUUUCCCACAAGAGUAUGACUUGUCUCACUGGAAGCCCACACACCUGUGAUAGACACCGCACCAGUCAGAGUCAGAAGACAACCAGAGGUUCUGAACACAUGAAAUACAGUGCGAGGAAAUGUCUCGGUACUAAGGCAAGAAAAGAGAGGAGAUCAAGUUCCUUCCCUGCAGAGGACUUGAAUUUCACUAUCAACUGGGGUAUGACCAAUCUCACCUUGUCUAACAGGCACAAUAAUUCCAGGAGGAGAGUGAGACGGAAGUGGAGCCGCCCACCCAGACUAGCUGCCUAUCCCCCAUUGCAAACACAAACUGCUGCUGUGUCUUUAAUAAUGGAGGGGAUUCAGUUAUGAAAAAUGCUUUUCAUUACAUCAGAAAACUUUACAUUUUAAUAUGCAGAUAUUUUACUUGUAGAAUAUAAUGUACACUCUUGAUGAAUGUAUAUAAAAUGCUCUAUUGUCGUUGUUGCCUGUGUCUGUGAUGACUUCCUGUGGUUAGGCAGGUCACCCUGCGCAGGGGACACUAAACCCAGAGUACGCAUGAUGUCGUUGUGAAUGAUGAACAGAGCAUUCAUAUCGUAUUGUACGCUAAAUAAUUUUUUCACUAAAGAAAGAGAUUUUUCCCUGCUUUGAGUCACUGCCCUAAAAAGGCAAGAAAAUAACAUUGCAUGCAGAUUACCUCCAGGGAACUACAUAGAUUUCUCAUUUUUCUUACACUAACAAUCACUGAAAACCUAUACAGAACUCCUAAUGGUGAUUCUAACUAU
Molecule: messenger RNA, 2326 nt
Organism: Meriones unguiculatus (Mongolian gerbil)
Lineage: Eukaryota; Metazoa; Chordata; Mammalia; Rodentia; Muridae
Gene: Zswim2
Product: zinc finger SWIM-type containing 2
Exons: 9
Coding region: 48-1913 (621 amino acids)
Molecular function (GO): ubiquitin protein ligase activity; zinc ion binding
Source: RefSeq, a predicted model, not a curated record